This is a messenger RNA of Topomyia yanbarensis, 1527 nucleotides long. RefSeq names its product innexin inx4 (gene zpg). Gene Ontology annotation, biological process: phototransduction. The coding region runs from base 180 to 1337 and encodes 385 amino acids. NCBI's taxonomy places the organism in Eukaryota, Metazoa, Arthropoda, Insecta, Diptera, Culicidae. Gene Ontology annotation, molecular function: gap junction channel activity. Gene Ontology annotation, cellular component: plasma membrane; gap junction. The transcript has 3 exons. The record is from RefSeq and is a predicted model, not a curated record.
UCCAAAAGCUUUCACAUCGCAUUGCACCCAUCGUAGUCAGUUUCAAUCGUUUCAAUUCAACGGAUUAAAAGCGGCGCAACAGAUUAAAUUUUCUCCAUUUUGUUAGGCGUUAGUUUACAAAAAGUUCAGUUAGAAAAGUUAUUUCCGAAAUAUAAUACAAAGGAAAUUUAUCAGUUAAAAUGAUCGACCUCCUGAAACCGUUGUUGAAUUUUCUUAAAACGAAAGAGGUCGACUCGACGAAUCUGGUAUGGCGUUUACACAGUCGUGUAACCGUUUAUUUGCUUGUAUUUUUUACGCUUUUGUUGUCCGCUCGCACCUACUUCGGUGAACCGAUCGAUUGCAUCAGCACCGCACCUGAAAGUGUUAAGAAAAGUUUGAACACCUUCUGUUGGAUUCUCGGUACCUUCAUAAGCAAUGACCCAAAAUUCGUUCACGCCAGCUGGGAUUUCAUCGAGAUAGGUGAUAGAAUGGGAAGCAUUCCUAAAGAAGAACGAGUCUACAUAAAGUAUUACCAGUGGGUGUCAGUUCUCUUGGCAAUCCAAGCAUUCCUGUUUUCCUUACCAAAGCAUUUGUGGCGAAUCUAUGAAAAAUCGCGGAUGCAAGAUUUAUGCGAAGGUUUAACAACGAUUUUGGUUCCGCCAGGUUGGAAUCCAGUUCGGAAAGGCCUCACUUUGCAGUAUCUAACGCAAGAACCAAAUCGAAAACACUGCAACUAUGCGCUAAUCUUUUUCGGGUGUGAGCUUCUCAACUUCUUGAUUGUUCUAUUUAAUAUGUGGAUGAUGCGCUUUAUUUUUGGAGGAUUCUGGAACAGCUAUCAACCUGCCGUACAAGCAUUGUUUUCUCUGGAUAUGAAUUCGUGGAUGUCGCUUAAUUCUUUGGUGUUUCCGAAGCUGGCUACAUGUGAAUUCAUCACUGUUGGUCCCAGCGGAACUAAACAGAAUUUCGACGCGCUCUGUCUUCUUCCUCAGAACGUUGUGAACGAGAAAAUUUUUGCCUUCCUUUGGCUAUGGUUUAUCUGUCUGGCCAUUAUUUCCGGAGUUCAAGUUUGCUAUAGACUGAUCCAGAUAUGCUGUCAAAGUGUUCGCUUACAGCUCAUCUACUGUCAGCUGGCACCGUUUAGCUAUCAUCGCGUGAAGCGUGUUGUUCGAGAGGCCAACAUUGGUCACUGGUUUCUGCUGUACCAGAUGGCGCGAAAUAUAAAUCGGAACGUAAUGAAAGAGAUCAUUACUGAUUUGGCAAAGAUUGGACAGGAACGGACUCAGUCAAUACAAAAUUUGGGACAACAACAAAUCGUGGAAGACGAAGAAGAAAUUGAAGAUGACGAGGUGACCGUUUGACGUUGGACUUCCACUGCCGUUAAUGAUUGAUUCAUUGUUUGCUUUCGUUGGAUUACUGAAUUGUAGGUGAAGGAUUUUUUUUAUUAUUGGUUUUGUUUAUGCGCUAAGCGAAUGUAAACAUACGGGCUUUAUUUGUAGAGAAAAUUAUUCAUGUAAGUAGAGAAAUAUAUGCAAUAUAUGUUAAAGUCAA